Grosmannia clavigera kw1407 is the source of this 1305-nucleotide messenger RNA. Its product is annotated as major facilitator superfamily transporter monocarboxylate. Gene Ontology annotation, molecular function: transmembrane transporter activity. The transcript is spliced from 2 exons. The record is from RefSeq and is a predicted model, not a curated record. Gene Ontology annotation, cellular component: fungal-type vacuole membrane. The coding region runs from base 1 to 1305 and encodes 434 amino acids. Gene Ontology annotation, biological process: transmembrane transport. NCBI's taxonomy places the organism in Eukaryota, Fungi, Ascomycota, Sordariomycetes, Ophiostomatales, Ophiostomataceae.
AUGGACCCAGAACACACCCCGGUAGAGGAUAGUACUGGUAGCAGCAGUCGAGAAGACGGCCAGCCGGUCGGCGAUGUCGAAAAAGCAGCAGUCGGAUUCGAACCGGCACCAGAUGGUGGUCUCUUAGCCUGGUCAGUGGCCGCGGGUGGUUUCUUUGUAGUCUUUUCGACACUGGGCUUCGCCAACUCGUUUGGUGUGUUUGAGGAGUUUUAUAUGACGCACCAGCUCGCCGAAAAGAGCGCCGACACGAUCUCGUGGAUCGGCAGCUGCAGCACGUUCUUCCAGUAUCUGGCCGGGGCCGUGUCGGGGCCGCUCUUCGAUCGAUAUGGGGCCAUGGUUCUCCACUUGUCAGCCUUCUGCUGCGUGUUUGCUGUCAUGAUGAUCAGCCUCUGCAAGCAGUACUACCAGUUUUUCCUAGCCCAGGGCGUGCUGCUAGGCCUCGCGAGCGGCGGGAUGCAGUUUCCGGCCAUGGCUGCGGCGAUGCAGUAUUUUGACCGGAAGCGCGGGGCGGCACUGGGAAUCAUUAUCGCGGGCUCGUCGUUGGGCGGCGUGGUGUUUCCGGUGGCGCUGAGUCGCAUGCUCAACACGCCGGCCGAGGAGGCGCGGCUGGGUUUUGGCUGGGCCGUGCGCAUCAUCGGCUUCAUCAUGCUGGGCUCGCUGGUGGUGUCGUGUCUGACGGUGCGACCCCGACUGCCGCCGCGGAAGACGAGCUUCUUUCUCGUGGGGGCGUGGCGCCAAAACGACUUCCGCCUGCUCGUGGCCUCGUUCUUCUCCUUCCUCGGCAUGAUGAUGCCGCUCUUCUACCUGCCGUCGUUUGCGGUCUCGAUCGGGACCCACGCCACACUGGCGUCGUAUCUGCUCGCCAUCGUCAACGGCGCGUCCACGUUUGGUCGCAUCAUCCCCGGCAUCUUGGCCGACCGGCUCGGCCGCAUCAACGUCUUGGUCGUCGGCUGCACCACUACCGGCAUCUGCAUCUUCUGCAUGACCACGAUCACAUCCAAUGCCGGCCUCGUCGUCUUCGCCAUCUUCUUCGGAUUCACGUCCGGCACCAUCAUCUCCGGCAUUUCGGUCGCCCUCUCCAUCUGUGUCGCCGACCCCCGCAACAUGGGCACGUACAUGGGCAUGGGCAUGGGCCUGUCAUCCAUCGCCGCGCUGGUCGGCCCGCCCAUCAACGGCCGUCUGGUCCACGCCUACGGCGGCUAUCUGCAGACAUCCAUCUUCAGCGGCGUCACCUGUCUGGUCGGUGCGGCCCUGGCCUUCUUGGCCAAGGCCGGAACGCCCGCCGGACUGUGGGGGAGAACGUGA